UUGCAAAGAACGCUUUUUUUUUUUGUAAAUUUUACAAUUGCUGACAAGAUUAAAGAAAAGAAGAUAAGCUGUUAGAAAUAGCAUAGCCGUGGCCAUGUCUGAACAUAAUGAAGCAUCAGUUGAAACCAACUGUUUCCGCGGUGGUUUCACCCUGAAAGCCUCACGUUUGGGCGCAACAGUGCUGCGUUCGGCAGUUCUUGCCCCAUCUGUGCUUGGCUCGAGCAGUAACACAUCCACAUCAUUAGCCGGCUCUGAAACUGCCAAAGCUGCGGAUGGGGCGGGGGAAAGAGAUAACAUGUCAAACAAUCCAUUUUUGCGUGAAUCAAAAGACGAUGAGGAGGAAGACGAUACUGUGCAGGUGGUGGCUGCGGCCGAGUCGUCAACCGAAAAAAAAGACGAUGAAACAGAUGAGCGGCCGGAUCCGCUUACUAAACUUCGUAGCAAUGGCAUUGAACGUUCCAGCAUGUUUGCUGCAGCUAAGACCAACAUGCCACAUGUCCAGAGCAGUGGAUAUGUAUUUGGCCAAAAUGUACAUGAGCGUGUUGUGGCACCUCCAGAACUGGCUUCAACUGAUCCACAUAGUGCUGAGUCGGCCCCAGUAGCGGCUACCUCAACCUCUGCCACAUCCUCUUCAUCAACGACUUUGUCUGCGCCACAGCUCUUAUUUUCCAGCGUUAUUCAGAAAGCUGACGAAGAAGGAGCUUGCUCAAGCUCAAGUGCUGCCGCCAAUAAUAACAGUAAAGAGGUGCCAGAAGGCAAGAGCCUAACAGAAGUGGCGCGGGAGUACGAAGAGAGUCGCGCUCAGAAACGCAAGUACGAGGAGGUGGAAACCUUCACCGGUGAGGAGAAUGAACUCAACAUUGUCGACGUCAGUUGCAAGCUGUUUGCGUUUGUCAACAGCAAUUGGGAGGAACGUGGAAGAGGCAGUCUACGCCUCAACGAUGGCAAAGAUGGACGCGAUAGCUCACGAGUGGUGUUUCGGACAUCGGGAAACUUGAGACUGCUGCUAAACACAAAAGUCUGGGCAGCAAUGGUUGCCGAACGGGCAAGUCAGAAAUCUUUACGACUCACGGCCAUCGAUAAUAGUGGAUCGAUUAAAAUAUUUUUGGCCAUGGGUCGUCCUGCUGAUAUAGCGCAACUCCAUAAGGCACUCAGUGAACGAAUUGCUAAACGCAAGAUCACACAUCCCGAGGAAAUUUCAAUGGAGGAGACGAAAAAUGGCGUAGCCACUGAAGUUGCGGUUAGUUUGCAACCCGAAUCCACCACCCAUGAUGAUGAGGACGAUACUGAUGAUGGCGCUACAACGACCACCACAGUUAUUGCUGAACCGGACAGUAAUGAGCCCAGCCCAAAAAAGAAAUCAGCGGUUGUGCAGCCAGACAGCAGUGCUGAUCUUCCAGAGGCGGCAGUGCAGCUCCAAGAUAAUGAGGAUGGGGAAGCCGAGGCCGAGGCAGAAGCCAAGAUGCAGAAUUAACAAUCCCAAUUUGUUUGCUAACAUUUUUUUUUUUCAAUUUUCCUGUCUUGAUAAUGAAUUUUCAUGAAUAAAAUAUGCCGUGAAUUAAUACAAAUUAA
Messenger RNA from Drosophila willistoni, 1572 nucleotides. It is a transcript of the gene RanBP3, whose product is annotated as ran-binding protein 3. The transcript is spliced from 2 exons. Gene Ontology annotation, biological process: protein export from nucleus. The coding region runs from base 95 to 1474 and encodes 459 amino acids. Gene Ontology annotation, molecular function: GTPase activator activity. The record is from RefSeq and is a predicted model, not a curated record. Gene Ontology annotation, cellular component: cytoplasm; nuclear pore. NCBI's taxonomy places the organism in Eukaryota, Metazoa, Arthropoda, Insecta, Diptera, Drosophilidae.